GAGCCGAGAGGGGCGGGGCAAGGGACCGGGAGGCGGGGCCAGGGGCCGCAAGGCGGAAGAGCCCCUCUCGCCUCCGACCGGGCGCCUCGCACUCUGUUCACUCUCGGUUCCUCUUCGCAUUCUUGCCAGUCCCGUAGCGCUGGGCUGGUUUCCUCCGAGGUCUCUAAGAGCCUCCUACUGCGCCCCGCUCGCCGCCCGGAAGCCCCCAGCCCCUCAAGGACGCAUCACCUAAUGCCGCGGUCACGGCCACCGUCACAAGCGCCCCCAGCCCCACCCCACCCCGGCCUGCCCGCCGUCCUUCUCCCGCUCCCGCCCCCGCCCCUGCCUGCCAGCUCCACCGGGCCGUAGGUGCGGACGACCUCAAAAUUCCUCGGCCCGCGAAGGCCGCCAGCUGCGGGGAGGGGAGGGGAGGCGCGGUCCCGCAGCGCCCCCAGGCUCAUGUCCCAGGGUCCCGUUCGUGCUGCACCACUGACUCCACCAUCUGCAAAGGGAUUCUUGUCCAGAAUCCCCGAAGGCUUUAGGACAGCGCUUAUUUUGUUGAAUGAAGAGUCUCUAAUUUUCGGAAAGACCACAGGCUAAAAGUCAAGUUGUGCCUUUUUAGCCAAGAAGCAUGGAAGUCAUUCACGGCAGGCCCUACUGUUGCAGGGAGCUUGAAGGAGCUGACAUACUGUCCAACACCUUUUACUCUAAUGAAUUGCACACCCCCCUCCAGACGGUUACUCGCCCAACUGCCUCAGAGGACAGGUAUCGGGAAUUAAGGGAGUCACUUCAACAAUGUAGGCUUCCUUGGGGCGCUGAAAGAGAGUAUGGUGGGAUAAUACCAAUUUCACUCCCCGAGGACCACAGGCCAAAGUGUGAGCCUCCUCGUGUCAUGGGCAAAGGACAUCAGCAUUAUGGGUUUGGUGGAGAAACCUGGCCAAGAAAGCUUCCUAUUGAACAAUUUUAUUAUUUGACCCAGAACAAAAAAAGUGAUGUCUAUGGAAAUGAUUCUUUGAUACCCAAGCCGCCUAAUUCAACAGUAGGAGAGAUCUGCUUGCCAUAUCCAAUUGAACACCCCUACCACACACACAUCUGUCGCGGCGCCAUGUUCCCCACCUUCACGUCACCUGAGGACCUCUACACGGGCAUUAAAGCCCGCACCCAGCAGCCCUUUCCUCCCACAGUGCCAACCAAGGCUUAUGAUUCAACAGUUUUGAAGACAAGAGGUAAUCCUUAUAGAUAUGAACUGAUUGAUGUUCCCAUGGAUUCAAAGAAGAAAGCACUGACUUGGCCAGGUCAAGGUGUAUAUUAUGAUUUUCCCAGAGGUGUUGAGAAAAAUAAGCCAGUAUUCUACCCAAAACCUCCUAAAACCUUCGCUCCUAACACUUCUUUAAAUUCAUGGGACCCUAUUUGCUCUGCCAAAGAAGCCAACAUACAAAGAAAUCUUGAGAGGUCCCACUGGCUCACUUCGUACACUCAUGAUUUUACAGGUCUGGGGCCCAUGGACCCCCUUGAACUGGAUGAUUACCAUGAAAAGACGGUAGCAGAGUUAACAGGAAAGAUAGGAUUUGACCCAGAGCCUCAAGAAAAAUUCCAUCCUGUCUUCAAACCUCCCAGACCGUUGGAAGGACGAAUUGCCCGAUUAAUUCAGAACCGACGUUCUCUGGAGGCUAUAGUCCAGCAAAGACCACGUUCCUGUCCAGAUUGUACUCCUAGAGUUUUGUGUAAUUUUCAUACCUUUGUACCCAGUUCUAAAGAAAUGAUGGCACUUAGUGAUAACAUACCAGCCGGUGUGACCCAUAAAAACCAGGAUAUUGAAGAGAAGAUCAUAGAAGAACAGAGCUUGCUGUCUACCUAUGAACUCCCAUCUUGUUACCCAACAAAAGACCUGACUAGCAUUUAUGACAUAAAGCCAUUUCCAAAAAUCACAGAUACUAAAAAGACAGAAGAUUUAUACUGGAGACAGCAGUCACUAAAAACCCAACCCACACCUUACUGUAAACCAGACCACUGGAUUCACUAUGAAAAUCUUAAAUCUCCCCUACGUGAUCAGUAUAAUAUAUGUCCAAACCCUGUUAGCCUUAGUAAACCUAGUGUUUUACAAAAUAAACAAGACACGGAAGCUUUCACUUUAGAACAUUUUUUAAGUAAGCCAGAAGAAGAGUUGUUCUUGAAUAUGGAAAACAAUGAAGAAACAAGACCUGUUCUUGGUUGGAUUCCUAGAGCUAGAGUGACCAAACCUCAGACCAACCUGCUGGAGCUUAAGAACUCUUUUUCAAAAACUGGUGCACAAAAGCGUUUCCAUAAAUCAAUUCUAGAAGACCAUAAAGACCUCAGGGAUAAUGAGCAUUCGGGGAUGAAGCACCAAUUCUAUGGCCAUAAUUCCUAUUAUUUCUAUAAUUGAGAUACUCAUUCUUCCCUUCAAAACCCAGCCUCUUGCAAGAAGCUAAAAAAUAUAACAGAAUUUCCUUCGUAUUGCUGGAUUCUGUUUUCUAGAUUAAACCACAAGGACCUUGUUAGUGAGGUUUACAUUUUCAGGAAUUUAAGUUAGUAUCUGGUUGGAGGAACCCAGAAAAGGUGAUGUUAUGACUUCUUGAAAAGUUUAACAAUUUGGCAAUAAAAUAUUAGAACUAGAAAAA
Pan troglodytes (chimpanzee) is the source of this 2618-nucleotide messenger RNA. It is a transcript of the gene SPMIP4, whose product is annotated as sperm microtubule inner protein 4. The record is from RefSeq and is a predicted model, not a curated record. The coding region runs from base 611 to 2383 and encodes 590 amino acids. The transcript is spliced from 11 exons. Gene Ontology annotation, cellular component: centrosome. Lineage: Eukaryota; Metazoa; Chordata; Mammalia; Primates; Hominidae.